CAGAUUUGACAAAAAAGUUCGCUCGAGCGCAUAACCACAAGCCGCUUCAUUUCAUUCUUUCAGUCAGGAAAUCUAAGCGAGUCUCCCUCCCUCGGAUGGUAUGUGUGUAUGUGUGUGUGAGUGACAAAUGACCGACCCACAGACCAACCGACCGAAUGCAAUGCUCAGAGGCCUCUCUGAGAGCUGACCUCACUCACAGCAGGCAGAUACAGACAGACAGACAGACCUCCACACACAUGUAAUGUAGCGGCUGGCUGGUGGCGGAUGCCACGUCUUUAUGUCCUGCGGGGGUGUCAUGUCAUGAUUGGGCCGCCUGCUGCAUCAUGGCCUUGGUCACAAUGCCCGACCCAAUCGUCCGACCGCUGAGUGAGUGACAAGGAACCACAAUCAAUCAACGAAUGCAUGCAUACGGGAGAGACAGACGUGUGUGUAUAAUGAGUGAGUGCUGCACUCCUCCCUUGUGUUGUGUGUACCAUACCCUUCUCUGAUUGCGAAUCUGAGCCCCGUUUCGAGCGGCACCAUCUUGCCGAGGUUCACCGUCACCUUGACGUUGUCGCCAGGCAUCGCCUGCAUGACAUGACGACACAUCCACACAAACAUACAGGAGUUUCUGUCUGUCUGCGCUUGCAUCCCCGUAGGGUAGCUGGUGAGUGCCAGCUGAGCUGACCAACCGACCAUUUGCACGUCCUCCGGUAGUAUGAGCUCGCAAGGUGCGUCUCCCGUGCGGAUGAAGGCCUGCGGCCUGUAGUGGCUCAUGAAGGGCUUCUUGCGGCCGCCCUCCUCCUCCUUCAACACAUACAGGUCAGCCUACACAACACACCACACAGACAAAUAUCCGCUCAGCCGUUGAUCACAUCAUUCAUGGACACAGAAAAUGUCUGUCGGUGUGUCCCGCCUGUCGCGUAUGUGUGUAUGUGGUUGAUGUGCACCUGGAAAGCGUUGAAGGCCUUGACGGUGCCUGGUGCCGCCAACACCAUACCCCUUCCCAGAUCCUCUGACAUAUCAAUGACACACAGACAGACAGGGGGACAGACAGGACAUCCAUCAGCAAAAGAAUCAAUCUGUAUGUGUGUGUGGGGGGGGUUCCUACGUCUCUUGACUCCCUUGAUCAUGACGCCCACUUGGUCGCCGGCCUGACCCUCAUUCAGUGUCUUGCGAAACAUCUCCACCUGCACACACAAACACACACACACACACACACCGUGGCCAAACACGUAAAUGCCCUCUCUCUCUCCCUCUCCCUUCGGCCAGCUGUCUGUCGUGUCUGGCGUCCCUACCGCAGCCGCGGUGGUCUUGAUUGGUUUCUCUCUGUAUCCGACGAUCUCGAUGGUGUCGCCCACCUUGACCCUGCCCUGCUCGAUGCGGCCCGUGACGACCGUGCCCUUACCCUGCACAACACAUACAACACACAACAAGCCAAGCCGAGAGGAGAGGAGAACAGUGCAGAUCAGAUGGAACAGGCGCUUGGGUGGUGUGUGGUGUGAGUGAAGGUGUGUAAUGGAUGGAGGGCUCUCAGCGUUGGUGGAGAGAUGUUUGUGCCUCGUCAGCUGACUGAUAUCGUAUCGGCAUUGCCUUCGUUGGUUGGAAGGCACACUCGUUCUUCCUCGAUCCCCCCUCCCCCCCUCCCUCCCUGUCUGUCUGCCUGUGGGAGUCACUGACCGUGAUUGCGAGUGAGUCUUCGACGGCCAUGAGCAGGGGCAGGUCCACCUUCCUCGCCGGCUCGGGGAUGAAGCUGUCGCACGCCGACAUCAACUUGCGCACCGAAUCCGCACCCCACUCGCCACUGACACACACACAACACACAGCACACGGCACACAUCACAGAGAGAGAGAGAGAGAGGCGCGUUCCUAGUCCAACCAUCCAUCCAAUGCUCUUGGUGUGUUUGCUUUGCUUACGGCUCUCCGCUGAGUGCUUGCCGUGCCGACCCCCUGACGAACGGCGUCUCUUCGCCCGGGAAGCCGUUGUUGGUCAGCAGCUCCCUCACCUGACACACACCACGCAUCGCAAGGUAUGACACACAGACAGACGUCGAAUGAAUGGAUGACCCAUGCAUGGGUCGACGAGGUAGGUACCUCUAGCUCGACGAGGUCGACGAGCUCCAUGUCUUCACACAUGUCCAUCUUGUUCAGGUACACUACCAAACGGGACACACCAAUCUGAUUGAUCAUCGACACACAUACACACACACACACACACACAGACACAGACACAGACACAGAAUAGACACAGACACAGAACAGACAGGCACACGAAUGACACACGCACGGGCAGGCAGGGCCUAUGUGUGUGUCAAUCGUGUGCCUUGCCUGGCUGGACAGCAGGAUGUGUUCCCUCGUCUGCGGCAUGGGGCCAUCGAAGGCAGACACAACCAAUAUGGCACCUGGGAGAAGGACAACGACAGACACGCACCAGGUGAUCUGCCGUGUGUGUGUGACCGGAUUUGUAUACCGUCCAUCUGUGCGGCUCCCGUGAUCAUGUUCUUGACGUAGUCAGCAUGGCCCGGGCAGUCGACGUGGCCGUAGUGCCUCGCUGGCGUCUCGUACUCGAUGUGAGUCGCGUUGAUCGUGAUGCCGCGCUUCUGCAGCCACCGAGAUAGAUGCACAGGCAGGCAAUGACAGCGCAUGAUGGCAUAGCGGGCCUCUGUCCCUUCCCCUGUUCCCUUGUUGCUUGCCUACCUGCUCCUCGGGAGCUUUAUCAAUCGACGCAUAGUCUCGAAAUGUCGCCGUGCCCUCACCAGCAAGCUGCACGCACCGUACCCAGCAGGCAGGGAACAUCAGCCAGCCACUCACCAACGGACAGACACAUCGCACACACAGCACAGCCCUUCCUUCCCACCCACUUGACUGACUCACUGACCACUUUGGUGAUAGCGGCAGUGAGUGUGGUCUUGCCGUGGUCGACGUGGCCGAUGGUGCCGAUGUUGAGGUGCGGCUUGGUCCGCUCAAACACGCCCGUGGCGAACGACCGGCGGACGCAGCACACACUGAGGCGCGGUGGGGAGAGGGAAGGGCAGGGGAGGUGCUGACACAACACGGCACCCUGUCGGGCCCUCCAUGGAAUCUGAAUAUGUCACAGACAGCAAAGAAUGACAGACACUGUGUAAGCGUCUGCGCGUCUGUGCUUUGCAUACAUGUGAUAAUCAGCAUACAUGUGAUCAUCUGAUACACGUGUGUGUGUGUGGUCACCUGCAGGGUGGCGGGCAGCGGCUGCACUAUCCUCGUUGAUGACCUCCACAUGAAUGCCGUGAGUGCAGCUCCCUCCUCUCAGGUUUUCUUUGCAGGAGACCGCUGCUGCACUCGCCCGGCCUGUCGAUGAGCCACCUUCGUUGCCGCUCCUGUCUGUCUGGAUGGGCUCCGCCCCGAAAGAGUGAACUCUGCAGCUCCCGAUUCAAGAUCUCCGACCGCAAGAGCCACAAACCUGUACAGCUGACACACAACUGCAGCUUUGGACCUUC
Vitrella brassicaformis is the source of this 3455-nucleotide messenger RNA. The record is from the annotation of a GenBank genome assembly. NCBI's taxonomy places the organism in Eukaryota, Vitrellaceae.